Molecule: messenger RNA, 1676 nt
Organism: Belonocnema kinseyi
Lineage: Eukaryota; Metazoa; Arthropoda; Insecta; Hymenoptera; Cynipidae
Gene: Nt5a
Product: 5'-nucleotidase domain-containing protein 1
Exons: 1
Coding region: 52-1542 (496 amino acids)
Molecular function (GO): 5'-nucleotidase activity
Source: RefSeq, a predicted model, not a curated record
AGUCUCUUUUUUUGAACUGUAAACCGAUAAACGUCAAUUUGAGGGUCGUGAAUGUCAAUGCGGCAGUUGUCAUUAAUUUUUCAGACUUUUAACGUGCUAGAUAAUCACUUGAAAGUUGUGUUCUUCUCAUAUAAAGUGAUAUUUAAAACUAAUAAAUUCGAUUGCCAAAAACGACUAUUCUGUGUAUUUCCACCGCCCAGAAACAUGAGCACGAUAAGGUUAUGUGACUAUGACUGCGUCGGUUUCGAUCUGGACAAUACUUUGUUGCAGUACAAUAUCACAAAUUUGAUAACAUUGGAAUACCAACUGUUGGUUGAUUUCCUGGUCGACAUGAAGAAAUACAGCCCGAAGUAUUUAAAGGAACCCUUUACAGAAAAGGUAAUGGACUUCAUGCAGAAGGGCUUAAUUCUUGAUUUCGAUCGAGGAAACAUUUUGAAGCUUGACGCCAGUGGUAGGAUUUGGAGAGCCAGUCACGGGACUAAAUUGCUUACACUCGAAGAAUUAGAAUCUACGUAUCCAGGUCUGAGAUGGGAUGUUACAGACAAAUUCUUCCAAGAUAUGUUCUCCACCUGGAACGGAGAACUUUCUCUGAAAAUCAGAGCUCUUUUGGAUUACUUCGAUAUGCCAGUGAGUCUCAUUUUUGCUAAAAUUGUUGAUACUCUAGAUGAGGAACAGAAACCAAGUGUCUACAAUAUCUGGCCUGAUAUUAUGGAGGGUUUGACACACAUCUUCUCCAGAGAACAAUUUCAAAACAACGGCGAUUUUUUUUCUGCUCUGAAAUCAAACCCAGAAAAAUACUUGCACCUCUGUAGUUCUGACACGAUUUCAUGGAUUCGUGAACUGAAGAAGAAGAGAAAAAAUUUCUUGAUUACUGGAUCGAACGCGGAUUUCAUUGACUUCACUGCUGGUUAUGCAUUUGGAAAAGACUGGAGGUCUCUCUUUGAUAUUGUCGUUUGCUAUGCCAAGAAGCCAGGAUUUUUUGUUCCAACUGGGAGAGAUUUUGUUCCAACUGGGAGAGAUUUUCUUCCAACUGGGAGAGAUUUUCUUCGUCUUGAAGGAUAUGAAGAAAAAUGUACCAUCGAGGCGAAAGAAUUGAAAGAAGGGGGAAUCUAUAGUCAAGGAAACUGGAAGGAACUUACGGAUUUUUUUACGAGAAUUACGGGAAAAAAUAAUCCAAAGUGCUUGUACCUCGGGGACAAUUUAAUACAGGACGUUUAUGUUCCAAAUGCUUUUCGUGACUGUGAUAUCAUCGUUGUCGUUGAUGAACAAUUGGCGGAAAAAAUGGUGCAUCACGAACUUUCUCAUUCUGACGAAAUUAUUAUUAAUUCCAAAUUUUGGGGCUCGUAUUUUUCUUUAGAGGAGCCCGAGGGUUACAGAGAUUCCUAUUGGAAUCAUAUUAUCAGGAAUCAUUCAAAAGUCUGUAUUCCUAAAGUUGAGGUUAUUGCCACAAUUCCCUUGGAUCAACCGAUUGAGUGUUUUGAUAAGGAGACGAAGAACGCAAACGGAUAUUUCCCUGCCAAGCCACUGUCUUUACAUGUUUGAUUUUUUUUUCUUUCGCUUCUUAUUUCAUAUAUCAUGUCUGUUUCUAAACACAAUAGACUUUCAGUUUCCAUACUUCGUAUUCUUCAGUUCUGAGUUCGAAGAUUUAGUCAGAACUUCGUACUUUGAAAAAAAAA